UUUCUCUCUCUCUCUCUCUCUACACGGCCUUCUGUGUGUUUUCUCAUCUACCUCUCGUCCUUCCUUCUCAAAUCUCAAUCGACUCCGCCUGAGUCAGUCAGUCACUCGCCGGUAGACUCCACCGAUCCAAGGUGUGCAUUACAUCCUCGCGGAGACUGGCAGUUUUGGAUUUCAAUACAAAACUAGUCAGUUUCCGAACUGCCAGUCCCAUCUCUUCAUUUGGCACUCGCACCUGGCGGCGUCCCUACAACUUUGCCCCCGGUAGUCGCCCCACCAUUACAGGUGAAUUCGAUUUGGACACUGCUUCUCGCGGGGGCUUGUUUACAUUACUUGGAGUUCACUCUGGUAUAAACUUUUUUCCCCUAAACCCAAUUGGCGAUCUUGUUCCACCCAGGUUUGCUCCUUGAGGAAAAAUGGGAUCCUCAGAUUGUCAGCAUUCUGGAUCAGAGAGUUCUCCUUUCUUGUCCGACAAAUCGGCCAAGGUGUUCGUAGCUGGCCACCGCGGGCUAGUAGGCUCUGCCAUUGUUCGCAAGCUCCAGUCUCUGGGUUUCGCCAACCUUCUGCUCCGAACCCACUCUGAGCUUGAUCUCACUCGUCAGGCUGACGUGGAAUCAUUCUUUGCUGCUGAAAAGCCAGACUUUGUAAUCUUGGCAGCUGCCAAAGUUGGUGGUAUCCACGCCAAUAACACAUACCCUGCGGAUUUCAUAGCCAUCAACCUCCAAAUCCAGACCAACGUCAUCGACUCUGCUUACAAGCACGGUGUCAAGAAGCUCCUCUUCCUGGGCUCAUCCUGCAUCUACCCAAAACUGGCCCCUCAGCCUAUCCCGGAAGAUGCACUGCUCACGGGGCCUUUAGAGCCAACGAAUGAGUGGUACGCAGUGGCCAAGAUCGCUGGUAUCAAGAUGUGUCAGGGUUACCGGAUUCAGUACAGCUGGGAUGCAAUCUCUGGGAUGCCAACGAACUUGUACGGUCCCAACGACAACUUCCACCCGGAGAAUUCACACGUCUUGCCGGCACUGAUGAGGAGGUUUCACGAGGCGAAGGUGAAUGGGGACAAGGAAGUGGUGGUUUGGGGGACGGGGAGCCCUUUGAGGGAGUUUCUCCAUGUGGAUGAUUUGGCUGACGCGGUGGUGUUUAUGAUGGAGGAGUACAGUGGUUUAGAGCAUUUGAAUGUUGGGAGUGGGAAGGAAGUGACUAUUAAGGAGCUCGCGGAGUUGGUAAAGGAAGUUGUUGGGUUUGAAGGGGAACUCGUUUGGGACAGCUCGAAGCCAGAUGGAACUCCGAGGAAGUUGAUGGAUAGCUCCAAGCUGCUGGGAAUGGGUUGGAAGCCCAAGGUUUCGCUUAGGGAAGGGCUGGUUGAUACUUACAAGUGGUACACAGCCAAUGCAAUAACUAAGCAAUGAUGAGACUUGAGAGCUAAAAUUUGACAUCUUCUGUCCUGAGACUUGUUCCAGCAGUGUUGUCGGCCAUUUUAUGUUAAACAUGCUACAUUUGAGAUUUAUGUAAGAGUGGUUAUUGAGUUUGUGAAGAUGGGAUCAGUAAAAAGUCGGUGGUUCUAUUAGUGCUGUUGUAUCGUUCUAGAAAUCUUAUUGAUAACAAAAGGGUUGUCUCUUUUCGUUGAAUCUGUACUUGGUUCAUGAGGACAAUUGAUCAGCUGCUACAGUGAUGUCCAAGCAUGUUGGCUCAAAUCUGGUGUCUAUGUGGGCAUGGUGAGGUUGUACAUUUUGCACUGGUCACAUAGUAAAAUGAUAAUGCAGCAACACGAUGAGAUGCUACUUCUAGAUCUAGUGUCCAAAAUCCAAGUCAUUUAUAAACUUCGUAUUUGAUC
Linum trigynum is the source of this 1828-nucleotide messenger RNA. The record is from the annotation of a GenBank genome assembly. Lineage: Eukaryota; Viridiplantae; Streptophyta; Magnoliopsida; Malpighiales; Linaceae.